AUGCCGGCGGGCGGUGGCUGGAGGAAGCAGGCGGUGGCUGGCGGCAGACGGCGGUGGCGGUCGGCAGCAGGCGUCGACUGGUGGCAGUUGAGGAUUGCCGGCGGAGCGAGAAAUAUGUGCGUCAAAGAUCACUUCGGGAAGAGUGGACGGAAAGAGGAGGCCCAUAAGGCCUCUACGACUAUUCCCACAAUCCCAAUCCGCGGUGGCACUGCGGCAGGCGAUAGCACAGCAUGCAAAUGCAACGAACGGCGUCUUCCUUCCGCCGCCGGCGUCGAGGAAGCGAGAGCUGCGAGGUCGGCGUGCGGCGACUCGAAGCCAACCUUCGAGCGCUUAAAACACAUAGAAAAUCAGAGAAACUCCAGAGGAAAUCAACAAGCAUACCUGGGAUGGACUCGUAAAAUGUGUCUGACAUUUGAUGUUGUCGGGCUGAUGCUCAUGUUGCGGUUGAGGCGGGAGGCUUCUUCCGGCGAUAUGGUUGGGUCAUAG
This is a messenger RNA of Striga asiatica, 486 nucleotides long. The record is from the annotation of a GenBank genome assembly. Lineage: Eukaryota; Viridiplantae; Streptophyta; Magnoliopsida; Lamiales; Orobanchaceae.